This is a messenger RNA of Ostreobium quekettii, 1227 nucleotides long. NCBI's taxonomy places the organism in Eukaryota, Viridiplantae, Chlorophyta, Ulvophyceae, Bryopsidales, Ostreobiaceae. The record is from the annotation of a GenBank genome assembly.
AUGAGGCGCCGGGACGGGAUGCUGUCGAGGCUCAACGCGGAGAUAAGGCGACAGGAGGUACGUCAACAACAGGAAGCACAGAGGCAGCUGCGUCUGCUAGAAUUGCAACACGUCACCAACAGGGCCAGGGCAGCUGAAAAGAAUUUGAAGCAUGUCAAGGCUGCCGUGGCUGACCUUCGCUGCAGCAGCAAAGCACGAAGGGCCAGCCUGGACGAAGCUGCCUCCCAGCUGCUUGACAAGCGCAAGGACAAGCUGCAGCGCUACUUUCCCACCCAUGCCCGUGUGACACACCUCACAUUCAGCUGCCUGCAGUGCUCCCUCGAAGAGGAGUGGAGUGCAAAGGUUCGACAGCUGCUGGAGGUGCUGCCUUUGAGGAUCAGCGCACUGAAGUCGGGGCCGAACACACCGCUCCAGGUCACUGUGUGCGACCUGCAGCUGCCGCAUGGGUCGGUUAUCCCAUCGGAUUUGAAUCAGAAGUCAGAGGAGCUUGACGCUGCCCUUGGCUACACCCUCGUCCUGUUGGAACUGCUGGGCAUGUACAUCGGCACGCCUGUGCUCCAUCAGUCAAGCUUCAACGGCUCGUGCUCGUCCCUCUGGCGGCCAAGGUCGUUCUCAGACCGCAGACCGAUCUCGACUGGAGACGUUCUGCCACUGCACUUGGGAAGAACUGCCACAGCUCAGCUGUCAGCAAGCGCCUGGCCCUCAAGCUCUUCAGUCGAUCAGACCUUGCCCCAUCGGCAGCACCAGGCGGAAGCUGCGAUGCACAUGCUGCAAAGGAGCAUUGGUGCCUUUGCCAUUGACCAGUUGGGGCCAUUGGGAGCGAAGCCGCCCAAGGCGUGGAGCCCCUUUGUCACCCUGGCAUGGAUAUGCUCAAAGAUGGCGAGGGAUUCGCUGCGGGCGGCGAUACAGCAGCUUGGCAGCCCUGGCUCCCAGGACGGUAAGCCAGACAGCAACGGGAUUGGGCUAGAGGCCAAGGGGGCGUCAAGAAUUGGGAGCUUGGAGAUCGCGGGACUUCUGCUUCCAGAUGAAGAUGACGAUCUGGUGGACGCUGACGGAUGGUACACAGUUCCCGGAACCUUUCUACCACCACCACCUUCCCAACCAGAUGACGUGGAACACUGGACGCAGGCCAUGCUGUCCGAACACAAGGGCGGCUGGCAGCAGGCCCUUGGGCUCAAUGUGCUGCGCGCAUGGCCAGGGAAGCCAGGGGCAUGGCUUGGUGGAUGA